Molecule: messenger RNA, 2397 nt
Organism: Macrobrachium nipponense
Lineage: Eukaryota; Metazoa; Arthropoda; Malacostraca; Decapoda; Palaemonidae
Product: N-fatty-acyl-amino acid synthase/hydrolase PM20D1-like
Exons: 13
Coding region: 323-2011 (562 amino acids)
Biological process (GO): amino acid metabolic process
Molecular function (GO): hydrolase activity, acting on carbon-nitrogen (but not peptide) bonds, in linear amides; metallocarboxypeptidase activity
Source: RefSeq, a predicted model, not a curated record
ACUAAAAAUAGAUCGCACUCUAUUGGCAGCUUGUCGUGAAGGAAGAGAAUUAAAAUCCUUAUAACAUACAAUCAAAUUUGGUCGGGUAUAUCAGUCUGGUUUUGAAUACCACCCUUUUGAAGUGCACUUCAACGUCAAUCUAUAGGGGGCGGCCAUCUUGAAAACUUUCAAAACAAACAAUCGCCAAUCAACAUUUCACGAAAUACUGAAGCUUCCAAGUGUCGAAUGAACACCAAAAUCAACACAGGAUACCUUCAACACACCACUAUACGAUAUAUAAGCAUUUAAAGGUAAGGACGAGGCCUGCAGUUUCCUACCAAGGAUGGGGAUCUCCCGCCAUGUGUGCCGAGCUGUCACUGUGAUCAUCUGUCUUCCGCUGGUCGUCAUCAGCUCGCUUCUGGCAGUUGCAGCCAUUCGGGCUCUCCUCAUUGAGGAUAUCGAUUACCAGUUUGAGGAGUUCAAAACCAAAGACUUGGAAGAUAUUCCAGAAUCUUAUCUGGAAAGUUUUCCAGAGGUUUUUGGAGCGUCUUUGCGCAUACCGACAGUCUCUACCGCUCCUGGAGACUAUGACAAGGAACAGAUUCUGGUCUUCCAUCAAUUUCUUCGUGACAGCUUUCCAGACGUGUUCAAUUCAUCUUUCGUUAAAGUAGAGGUCAUCAAUUCUUACAGUCUCCUUCUAACCAUCAUGGGAACUGACGACAUUUUGCUGCCAUACAUGCUUGCGGCUCAUCUGGACGUGGUUCCCGUCGACGAGAACAAGUGGUCCCAAGCUCCUUUUGGAGGACAAGUUCUGCCGGAUCCUGAGACUGGAGAAAUGUUCGUUUGGGGGAGAGGGGCCAUCGAUAAUAAGAUCAAUCUCAUGAGCAUCAUGAUGGCGCUUCAGUAUUUGAUCACGACUGGAUUUCAGCCAAGAAGAACUUUCUAUGCAUCUUUCGGACACGACGAAGAGGUGAAUGGCUACGAUGGAGCUGGUCACAUUGGGAGGAUCCUGGAGGAGAGAGGCGUCAUUCUGGACUUCCUUCUGGACGAAGGUUUACCCAUGACCCUGGGCGUUGUGAAGGGCCUGGAUGUUCCCGUUGCUGCAAUUGGGGUGACGGAGAAGGGCUGGAUGAGCGUCACGCUGGAGACGGAGGGCGAGGGCGGGCAUUCUUCGGCGCCCCCAAUCGAACAGGUCGCUCCUCGUCUUGGGAGGGCGAUGUCCAACCUCGAGCAGUACCCACAACCUUCCAUGUUCGGGACAGGACCAGAAUCAGAAAUGUUCGGCUACUUGGCUCCGUCGGCGUCUUGGCCCUACAAGAUGUUUUACGCCAACCUGUGGCUGUUCAAGCCCCUGAUGGAGUUGAUAAUGUCCAGGCAGAGGAACACUAACGCCUUCGUCCGCACCACCACCGCUGUCACCAUGGUCAGCGUUGGUGUCAAGGAGAACGUCGUUCCGACUUCAGGGUCCGUUACGGUCAACCACCGCGUGCAUCCGGGGCAAAGCCUCCACGAUGUUCUUCAGCACGACAUCAACGUCAUCAAUGACCCUAAGGUCAAGGUCAAAGUUCUGCGACAAAGAGAAGCCCACCCCAUCUCUCCCUAUGGGCCGGGGGUCCCAGGAUGGCGGCUGAUCGUCUCUGCUACCAAACACAUCUAUCCGACGUCCGUAGCAGCACCAGGUAUACUAAUCGCAAACACGGACACUCGUUACUACUUGAACGUCACGAGCAACAUCUAUCGCUUCUACCCGGUGCUCCUGACCGAGGACGAGAUAGGCAGAAUUCACGGCACCGACGAGAGACUGUCAGUCGCCAACGCCAAGAGCGCUGUCCGCUUCUACCACCGAGUGAUGGUCACGGCUGACCGGCAACCGGCCAAUGUGGUGGUGGUGGUCGAUCACGACCGCUCGCCGCCAGUGGUCGAUUCGGAUAAUUCGACUGACGUGUCGAUAGAUAGUUUGGCAGACAUAGCGAUAGAUAACUCUACAGAGAUAUCGACGCCAAAUUCAACUCUGGAUGAAUUCGACGUUUAACCUUGCAGGUUCUCGGAGUCUUGUAAGAGGAUGCUGAUGGUAAUGUUCACAGAGAUACCAUGUAACUAAUCCAGUUUUGUUGGGGUUUUGCCUUUUUUGGGGGUUUUUGAGUUUUUUUUCAGGGGGGGAGGUAAUUGUCUUUUUAUUUAUUUUUGUUCCUACACGUGUUUUUAUGUGAUUUUUGCCAUGAAUUGUUCUCCCUUAUUAUUGAUUUCUUUGAGUCUUAUGCCCCAAGGAAUGUUAAUGUGUUUAUCUUCCUAUUGCCUAUUAAAAGGCGGAAUAACGGAAAUACUCCACAAUAGAAGAUAUGAUUUGAAUGAUUUCAUAUAUAUAUAUAUAUAUAUAUAUAUAUAUAUAUAUAUAUAUAUAUAUAUAUGCAUAUCUUU